Molecule: messenger RNA, 1656 nt
Organism: Trametes versicolor FP-101664 SS1
Lineage: Eukaryota; Fungi; Basidiomycota; Agaricomycetes; Polyporales; Polyporaceae
Exons: 4
Coding region: 1-1656 (551 amino acids)
Source: RefSeq, a predicted model, not a curated record
AUGACACGGCCUAUCUCUCCGACCGCGACCGCCCGCUCGCCGCUGGUUACGGCGAUGACCAGGCUCUCUCUCUCCGACGGCCGUUCGUCCCAGCUGCGGGGAGAGCGGCCGCCCACUCCACCCUGGCAUACUCGUCCGACGGAGAACAGCAAGUACUACUUCCCAGCGGGCACGCCGAGCCACCUUCGCCCGGAGGCUCUCAACCUUCCCAUCGAGGAGGAUGAUAUAUCUCAGCGCCCCGCUUCGCAGGCUGUUGCCGCUACGACGCCCUCCUCGCCUGUCAAGUUGGAGUCUUGCCAACAGGGACCUCCCUCGCCCGCGACCAAUUUUUCGGACGGUGGUUCGGUGGAGACUGACGACAAGGAGUUCCCUGCGCCUUCCCCUGUCGAUUGGCCGCCCCCGGGGGUAGGUAUCCCCUACCGCCUGCCUCCGUCUCCGGAUGGAAGGGACUUCGCCGACAAGGCGGUUAUGGCCGAAGACACUAGGGAUGUCGGUGUGCAGGUGAGGCCUCGCGUCUCGUUCAGUUCUGUGGCCACCGUCAAGCAGGCGGCAGCUACGGGUGGCCAUAUCAUUUCGCACACCCCCAUCACCGGGAGCCCUGCCAUCGGCGACUCGCGUAUUAUUCCGCUUAGUCCCCCCGUCGCCCCAUCCGAUAUUUCGCUCUCCGUUUCUAGACCCACGUCCGUACACCCGCACUCGGCCACGUCAGUCAAACACGAACCCGGUGUUGCAUCUGUUGGGGAAGUGGGUAGUACCGCUGUCCAGGGAGCGGCCCUUCCUAGUCCUCAAGUCUCUUACGGCAGUAAGCCCCCUUCUGUCGGUCCGGUGAACAGUAGCAACGCGCAGGCGGCCUCCGUCAUCGCCCCUACCCGCAUCAAUUCCUGCGCUCGCGCCGGCUCCUCCGUCCACCCGGCAGCUCUUGCCCCUGUCCAGGCCUCCACUACUGGUGCCGUGCGCCCCGCCCCCGUUGAGCCUUCCCUCACUUGUGUUGUGUGCCCCGCCCCCGUCGUGCGCCCCGCCCCUGUCGUGCGCCCCGCCCCCGUCGUGCAUCCUGCCCCCGUCGAGGCCUCGCCUACUCGUAUCGCGCCCUCCACCCGUGUCCUCUCACCCGUCCCUACUCCACGCGCACCGCUCGCGCGCGUGUUAUCUCCAGACAGCUUCGUCGAGAUACCCAGCGGUGCCGCUCUUCGCGAGACCGAAGCAUCUUCAUCGAGCGACGAUGAAGUAAAGUACUGGAGCGCCGUGGAUGACCCCUUCGCGCACGAGUCCCAGGACGAGGACGAGAACACUGCGACUGAAGCGGCGACGCCCGCUGCUCCCGUGGCCCCUCUCUCCACCUCCAUCGCCGCCAAUGGCACGGGCACGCAGGCACAGAACGGCCCCGGGAACAAUAACCGGGGCUAUCACUACAGCUUCUUCGGUGGAGAAGAAAUUAUAGUGGCCCCCGACCCGCCCCACGUCAUCCGCGGGAAGAGACAGUACAUCGUCGUCACGGCCGGCAAGCGUGUCGGCGUUUUCACUGACUGGGUGCAUGCGUCCCCCUCCGUCCUCGGGUGUCGCGGGGCGAUGUACCAGGGGUACAAGCUGUAUAGUGAAGCUGUCCAGGCGUACCAGGCAGCGAAGGCUCGCCGUCACGUCCGAGUCAUAACCGCGUAG